Messenger RNA from Clonostachys solani, 1947 nucleotides. The record is from the annotation of a GenBank genome assembly. NCBI's taxonomy places the organism in Eukaryota, Fungi, Ascomycota, Sordariomycetes, Hypocreales, Bionectriaceae.
AUGGGUGCCCCCAAGAACAUCAUAGCCGAGUCGAUCUUCGCUUCAGUAACUCCCACCCUCGGCCAAGGUCAGGAAAGAACAGGCUUGAAUGGCGGCGAUGGAAGAAUUCUCGUCCAAGCGAAUUUUUCCUGGUCUCCUAUAAUUGCGUCCUCUCGAGAUACUGAGAAAGACUACACAGUAUUGCCCCUCGAUGUCAUUAUCGCUCCAGCACUGCCAGCUGGCCUGAUCAACCACGAGGUCGACCAAAGCGAUGAGCUCAAUGACAUAGUAGAUGCCAUCCUAUCAUCCGCUUCGGGUACCAGCGAGCUUUCUUGGUCCGGGCAGAUUUUCCUGGUGAUACCGAACCGUGCCGGAUACAUCGGGCGUGCAAAAUGUUUCCAACAACGCUUCAUCGGCUGCUCAGAUCUUGGACUUGUUCAUGACCGCACCACUUUCGCACAAGAUAUCAAAUGUGGCCCAACAGAUAGCAUCAAAGCAGUGUUGGGCAACUACCUUGUUGCCAUCGCGCGCCAACGAAACAGCGCGGGUCUAUGUGAUGAGUCUACGCUCCUGAAAGAAAUCGAUGCGCGGCUCAAUUUCGAAUGGCGCUUCGAUCAGCAGCCAAAGCACAAGACGCUUGCGCUCGUCGACGGCAACCUGAAUCAGAAGGUUUGCCUGCCUGUUUAUGCUAAUAAUGACGAGGGAGUCCCAAAGCUAUCUACCAGGGGCACUGACUGGUCAAAAUCCAAUGUUGGCCAUAGCCAAGACCUCUACGACCCAGUGAAUAAUCCAAAUGGUGUCGUGAGACUCACCAAUGCCCAUAAUGGGUUCAUACACGGUGACUUGGCAGCAUUCAUCAACUCCCACAAUCAAUUUGAUAAAGGAGAUUGCUCGUACGGAAAGGGAGACAUGGGCACCCUUCGUUUGCGGACUGCCAUGGCCAACCAUUUAAACGAGUACUUUGCGCCUGUGAGCAACUUCGAUGCUGAGCAAAUCACCUUCGCAGCAGGCGUCACCAGCCUUAGUGAAAUCAGUGCCAUGGUCUUAUGCGAUCCUGGCGACGCCAUCAUGAUCGGACGGCCAUGCCAUUCAGGCUUCGAAAAGGAUCUUUGUAUGAGAACAGGAGUAAAUAUAGAAUGGGUAUCAUUUGCAGGCGACUACCAGUUCUCUCUUCUUGAAGUGGCCGACUACGACGCCGCCUUUGAAGAGGCCAAAGCUCGAGGAAGCAAUAUCAAGGGAUUGAUCAUAUGCAACCCUCACAAUCCGUUAGGCCAGUGCUACCCCCCCGACACCCUCAAAGCGUUGAUGGAAUUCUGCGCUUCCAAGGAAAUCCACCUAAUCAGCGACGAAAUAUAUGCACUGUCAACCUACGAAAGAGAAGAUCGGCCGUCUGAAAAGUUUACAUCCGUACGAUCCAUCGAUCCCUCGGGCAUUAUCGAUUCUCGGCAGGUCCAUGUCCUCUACGGCAUGUCGAAAGAUUACGGCGCCGGCGGAAUGCGUCUAGGUUGUGUAAUUUCGCAAAAUACGAACUUCACCAGAGCAGUGCAAGCCGUGUCUCGCUUUUCUUCACCUUCAAAGUUUUCCAUGGAACUGGCUGCCAAGUUUCUUGAAGAUCGUCAGUUCGUCCGCCAAUUCCUACAAAAGUCUCGGCGUAUGCUUCUACAGGGCCGGCUGUACACCGAGGAGCUUCUGAAACAAACCGAUAUCCCAUUCCAUGACCAAGGAAAUUCCGGUCUCGCCAUCUGGCUUGACUUGAGAGGGUUCAUCCCAUCGCUAGGAGCCAACUAUGACCCUUGGUUCGCCGAGCAGUUGAUUGCGAGCCGAUUCGAAGAAGCAGGCGUCCUCGUGGACCGCGGUGCAGUCUUUUCCGCUCCAACCGCAGGAAGAUUCCGGCUGGUAUUCAGCGUGGAUUCGGAGACUCUUAGGGAAGGCAUCAAACGGAUAAACUAUGUCUUGCAACAUUUCUAA